CCCUACCCAAACGUGUGUGCAUGUUUUUUCAUUUAAAAAUAUACAAGCAAUGUUGAUUUAAAUGCCAGUCACUGUACUGCCUUACACGGAGGCAGACUUGUCCAUUUUGUUAUUUGUUUAUCACCUAGUGUACUUGUAAAUUCCCACAACUAUGCUUGUUGAACUAAAUAGGACUUAGUGGUUAAAAUUUUAGUGUUAAUUAGCUAAAUAAUAGCGUAAAACAGUGAUCACGGAUCUUACUUAACCUUGAACUGGAGUUUUUUUUUUAAAUUUAAUUGUGGUUUUCCUUGUGCUUCAAGAUGAUUCCGAUAUUUUGUUUUAUGCUUUUUGUUGUACCCCACACCCUCGGCUCAGCAGUUCCAGCUAUCAACCAGCAACUUCUGGAAGAUGUCUUCGGCGCCCCGGGCACCACCUACGAAGCAGCUGCCUCCAACAUUCAGCAGGUGGCAGCUGUGAAGCCCAGCAAUGACACCCUGGUGGAUCUGGACUACUGGGACAACCCCAGCAUCGACUUGUAUACCCCUGCUGCAGCGGAUUAUGAUAAAUUUGACUGGACACUUACUAAGCGCGUGGCAACAUCAUCAGACAAAAACUUCCUCCUGUCUCCCCUGGGUUUGAAGUUGGCUUUGGCGAUCCUGACUGAGGCUGCCACCAGCCUUACGCAGUCCGAGCUGGUCUCCGCUCUAGGAUUUGACCCUGACAGAAAGGUCGUGAGGAGGAAAUUCGCCAAUAUCGUCGAGUCUCUGCAGAAAAAAUCCCCACACUACAUUCUCAACCUGGGAAGCAGAAUUUACAUCGAGAAUACAGCCAUUACAAGGCAGAAGUUUGCAGGCAUCGCUCAGGAGUUCUACAAGACUGAACUGACAAAAGUCAACUUUACGGAGCCCACGGUGGCUGCAAAAGACAUCAAUAGUUGGGUGGCUGCUAUCACUGAAGGGAGAAUCAAUAGCUUGGUUGAUCCAGAUGACGUCGCCGGCGCAGUGGUCUUGAUCCUCAACACCAUAUUCUUCAAAGGCAGUUGGCGGCACCAGUUUGCGCCAAAUGCGACUAAACCAGGCACCUUUUAUUUGACCCCUCGGGAACAAAAGCAAGUCCAGAUGAUGAACGUAAAAGACCAGUUCUACUACGCCGAGUCUGCUAAAUAUGACGCGAAGAUCUUGAGAAUGCCAUAUCUGGGUAAGAAAUUCGCUAUGUACAUCAUAGUGCCAAACUCUUUGACGGGCCUGCCUCGUGUGCUGAAUGAGCUGAACGACUUAAGACCAGAGUUGAACUAUCUUCAGGAGAGGACGGUGGAAGUAACAUUACCGAAGUUUACGUUCGAAUACACAUCUGUACUUGACGGGGUCUUGAAAGAGCUCGGAGUGAGACAAGCAUUUGAAGACACAGCUUCUUUCCCCGGAAUCUCCCGAGGGCAGCUCCUUAGCCAACGGCUGAAGAUAUCCAAGGUCCUGCAGAGAUCUGGCAUCGAGGUCAACGAACUUGGCAGUAUUGCUUACUCAGCCACAGAAAUAUCUCUAGUAAACAAAUUUGGAGAAGACGACGACGUUAACGAAGUGUUGCUGGCCAACAAACCUUUCUUGUUCUUCAUUCAAGACGAGGCCACGAGGCAGCUUCUCUUCACUGGGAGGGUAUCUGAUCCAGCAGCUGUGGUAGGAUCCUUCAGUUCCGUAACAGUGACUUGCCUGCAAUGUCUCGACUGCCUCAAAGACCCUAGACCGGAGUACUCUAGGCUGAACUUCUUCGACAUCGACCUCCUUCGGUACUCCGCCGAGGACCGUACGGGCAACAUCAUGGUGUCACCAGCCAGCAUCAAGUCCAUUCUAGCGGUAACCCUAGAAGGAGCGAGAGGAAUAACUGAAGCGGAGAUCAGGAGUGCUCUGAGACUGACACCGGAUAAAAGGGACUUCAGGGAGCAGCUCAGUUUGUACGUUAGGGCUUUGAGGGUAAAUUCCUCUGGCGUGUCAGUGGAAAAUGCGAAUGCCGUGUUCGUCUCAAAUAAGUACAACUUAAAACAGGAGUACGAGGCUAUGCUGAGGAACUUGUACUUAACUGAAAUAUCCAAAAUAAAUUUCGCAGACCCUGUUAACACAGCUGAUACUGUUAAUAAAUGGGUGAACAGCAAGACUAAGGGAUUGAUACCAGCUAUUGUAGAGCCUGCAAGCAUAAACCCGUCAGCGGAAAUCUUAUUGGCGAACGCAAUAUUCUUCAAAGGCCUCUGGCAGCACCCCUUUAACCCUACAGCGACGAAAGGCAUGUGUUUCUACGGCACCGGGGCUUGUAAGACCGUAGCCAUGAUGGACCUUAACACAGAAUUAAAUUAUGCUUAUGUGGAUAACCUUAGAGCUCAUGCCGUGGAGUUACCCUACGUGGGAGGUCGUUACUCCAUGAUCCUGUUAGUGCCUCAAGAUCGUGAUGGGUGCAUCGCUCUCCUUCGAGACUUGCCGUACAUGAGCCUGCCUGCGGUGUCCAACCUUCUAGAACCUACUGACGUACAACUGUUCAUGCCCAAAUUUACGAUAGAUUAUAUAGAAGACUUGGUACUUCCGUUGAAAAGUAUGCGAAUCCGCUCCCUCUUCUCCUCAACGUCCAACCUCACUGGCAUCUUCACCGGAGAGUCUCCUCAGAUCAACAGCAUUCUCCACAAGGUCCACAUGACCGUAGACGAGGCAGGAACUGUAGCGGCUGCAGCUUCUUCAGCUAUGAUAGUACCUCUCAUUUCUAACGGGGUUCAGCUGAGAGUGGACAGGCCUUUCGUGUUCUUCAUCAGGGAUAAUGAGCUGGGCUUGGUGCUGUUUGAAGGGAAGAUUGAUGACCCGGCACCUUAUGAAGCACCACAUGAUGCUGCUAAAAAUCCUCAUCCAAAUCAAGUGUUAAAUCAGACGCAAGCUUCCACCACAACCACUCCAAGCCCACCCAUCGUUAAAGUCAAGAAACGUUUCGGAUUUUUUUGAAUAAACUAGAAAAAACAAAACUUUGUUGGGAAUGAUACUCAUAAUAUAUUAAAGCCAAGUAAGACAGAAAAAGUUAUUGUAAA
Molecule: messenger RNA, 3034 nt
Organism: Amyelois transitella
Lineage: Eukaryota; Metazoa; Arthropoda; Insecta; Lepidoptera; Pyralidae
Gene: serpin-3
Exons: 14
Coding region: 300-2951 (883 amino acids)
Molecular function (GO): serine-type endopeptidase inhibitor activity
Source: RefSeq, a predicted model, not a curated record